Molecule: messenger RNA, 2184 nt
Organism: Panicum virgatum (switchgrass)
Lineage: Eukaryota; Viridiplantae; Streptophyta; Magnoliopsida; Poales; Poaceae
Product: serine carboxypeptidase-like 51
Exons: 14
Coding region: 1273-1971 (232 amino acids)
Biological process (GO): proteolysis
Molecular function (GO): serine-type carboxypeptidase activity
Source: RefSeq, a predicted model, not a curated record
CCUUCCUCACACCAAUGCCAUCGCCAGCACCAGCACCAGCACCAGCACCAGCACCACUGCACCGGUUCUCCAAUCCGAUCAGCCCCAGCUCCAGUGUUUCCCCACAUGCCAACUCCUAAUCCCUGUGCAGCUCUGCUGCAUCUCCUCCCGCUGCUCUUAUCUCCACCAAACAAUUAGCAGUAGCUGGCCUGGACCAUCCCCACACUUAGACCUUCAUGCACCGGAAGCAAACAAGUAGCACAUCCCUUCUCUCCUGCCCACGCCAAGCACCAGAACAUCCAUCCAAUCCAGCUCAUCUUCCUCUUUUGAUUCGGUCCAAGUGAAGCAGAAAAGCCUGCUCCUCCUCACAAAUUGGCAAACUGCAGAUGCAACACCACACCACGCCAUAAAUCAGCUCCAUCUACAUCUCACUCCGAUUCCCUCUCCAAUCACUCGCUUGCUUUCCUUGCUGCGAAAGUAGAUGCUCUAUGAAAUGUAGAUACCUUUAUACGUAUGAGAUAACAAGUAGUGCAACAGUAAAGCUGCUUCCAUGCAAAUGAUUGAUUGCCGCUCUAUAUAUGCUACUCUUCAAGUCUCUUUUUAUUUGUAUGCUUUGACAUGGACAACUGUGUCUCUGCGAAAUGAAGUCCCAUGCCAUAGUUGCUCUUGCCAGCCUCCUUUGCAUCUCCAAACUUUACGGGGACGCUGCCAAUAUCAGUGAUGGAACAGAUGAUGGCACGGAGCGAUGGGGAUACGUAGAAGUCCGGCAAAAGGCGUACCUAUUUUGGUAUUACUAUAAAAGCCCUCAUCAGGUGUCAUCGCCAGAGAAGCCAUGGCCGACCAUCCUUUGGCUGCAGGGUGGUCCGGGAGGUUCAGGUGUUGGAGGUGGUAACUUCCUAGAGAUAGGGCCUCUUGACGUCAACCUUCAGACACGCAACUUGACAUGGCUACAGAAGGCUGACCUCAUCUUCGUGGACAACCCAGUUGGCGUUGGGUACAGCUAUGUUGAGGACCCAAGCGCGCUGACCAAGACAGAUCUGCAGGUGGCCACUGACCUCACGAAACUUCUCAAGGCACUCUCUAAGGAGAUACCGACCCUGCAGAGUAGCCCAUUGUUCCUUGUCGGCGAGUCCUAACUCCUACGGGGGCAAGUUCGCUGCUCUAACUGGCGUCCUUGUGGCAAGGGCUAUCCGCGCCAGCACCCUCAAACUCACUCUCGGAGGUAUUGUGCUCGGCAAUAGCUGGAUUUCGCCUGAUGAUUUUGCGCUCUCAUACCCGUGGCUUCUUCAGGCCAUGUCCAGGCUAGACGACAAUGCAGUCCCCAAGACUAUCAUGAUGGCAGUGGAAUUAAAGAAGCAAGUAGCAGCGGGGCAAUUUGCAGCUGCGCUAAAGACCUUGACUGAUCAGCUUGAUUUGAUUAACAACAGUAGUGGCAGAGUGAAUAUUAAAAACAUCAUGAUUGACAACACAAUGAGCUCGGUACUAUUAGACUUACAAGAGAGACACUCAGUGGCGAGCAGGAGCCAGGCAACAAGUUCUAGCCCAAACACAAUCAGCGGCAUCAUGAACGGUAUCAUCAAGCAAAAGCUCAAGAUUGUCCCCAAGGAUGUCAUCUGGCAGGAAGCAUCACUGCAGGUUUUCGAUGCACUGUCCAACGAUUUCAUGAAGCCAGCUAUCAACGAGGUUGAUGAGCUGCUGGCAUAUGGUGUGAAUGUGACAGUGUACAAUGGACAGUUCGACAUCCUUUGCUCGACACUUGGUGCCGAAGCAUGGGUGAGGAGGCUCAAAUGGGAUGGGCUGCAUAAAUUCUUGAGCUUGCCAAGGAAGACCAUGCACUACUGUCAUCCUUACUCCCUCACCAAUGCAUUCGUCAGGUCAUACAAGAAUUUGAACUUCUAUUGGGUCCUCGCAGCAGGACACACGGUCCCUGUUGAUCAGCCAUGCACAGCGGUUCACAUGAUCAGUAGCAUAGUGCAGUCUCCUGCUAAUUAAGAUCGAUCAGUAGCACAGUGCAGUCUCCAGCUAAUUAAGUAAACCAGUUUCCUUUAGAACUUGUAAUAAGAGUAGCCCUUUAACUUUGUGGCCAUCUACCAACGUUGUGUGAACUUUGGUAGCUAUGUGUUUCACUACUACCGAAACAGUUUUUAUGGGAGAGUAAAAACACAUUUGUAGGGGCGGUGCCGCCGUACCCGCCAAUUCUUGCAA